AUGGAUUCAAGGGAGAAUCUUCACCUCGAGGUAGAUGGACCUCUAUACCGGCCAGCAAAGCCCAUGCCCUUUGAACUAGUGCAGCACUGUGGGAUCUAUCUAGAGGAGAAGCUUUAUACCCAAGCCCUCAACCUCCUGACGCAUAUUCUGACCUCCGGCACUGUUGCGGGCAGUCCUGCCUUUGUGCCUACACCUGCCCUGCUGGCGGUGGCGGCCACGCUCGUUGUCUACCCGGGAACCACGAACCGGGCAAAGACUGCAGAAGAGAAAGAAGCAGCCAGCGCGGCGUUACGGCUCCUUCGGCUUACGAAUACUUUAGUCGGGCCCCUUGCGGCUCGGUUCGACGCGGCUUUUUCCUUUACGCACUUCGAGACCUCGCGACAGGGCGCACGACGGCGGCAAGGGAACCAGGGGGCACGUCACAAUGAUGGGGACCAUAUGGAAACCCACAGAGAACACGGGAUGCCGUUGAAUUUCCACCUUGGCCAGUCGGGUUCUCUGUGGUCUCGUGCAGAGGACUUCUGGCAUGCGGUGGGAUGGGCAUUCAACUGCUCCAUCUUGCACCUGGACCGAUGGGAGCGGUGGCGUCUCUGGCUACAGUUUAUCUGUGAGGCACUUGAAGAUGACUGGAGCGAACGCGUUAGACAGUCGGACGGGCAAGGGGACGAGGAGGAGACCGGCCAAGACGACGGCAAUGCUAAAGACCAGCUAUUGAGAGAUAGUCUCAUUUUCCGGUAUCUUCUGUCCGAGAGUGGAGGCUAUGGACGCAACCGCCGCAUCAUGAGAGCGAUCUUCGCCAACGGAAGCCCGAGUGCGGUUGGCGAGUUCCGGCAGAUUUUCAAUAACGAACAGAAAGACCUCAAACCCGACAAAGACAAUCACAAGAAGCGUGAGGGGGGGGUCAACAUCGACCAGGACGAAUAUGGGGACUACAUUACCCAUGACGAGGCCGAGUCCGAUGAAACCGAAGAGUCUGUCGCCCCCAGGCCGCGGACUAACAACCGACCGAAACGUGCGAGACGGGCCACGAAAGCUGCCGGCGCACAAAACACGGACCCGACUCACUCCUCCGACACAACGACGACGACGACGACGGCAGCUUCGAUUGUGCACUCCGGGCUCUCUCUACUAGGCGGCUACGAGUCGUUGGUGCUGCGCCAGCGGCUCCUCCACCUACUGUCGACCGUGUCGGAGCGGUUCCCGAAGGAAUUCGUCCCACUGGAUGACCUGUACCAUAUGUUCGUCGAGAACAUCCGGCAUCAACCGUUUCCCAUCUUCCAGGCGUUCGUCACCCCCGCCGUGCUACCCUACUUUUCGCCCGCGGCGCAGACCACGCUCUGCGAGUUUCUCCUCUUCCGCAUGCGCGAGAGCUCCGCCCCCGACACAGACGAAGAAUACCUCAGCCAGACGAAGCUGGAGGAAUGCUUCCUCCCCUUCGCGGCCAACUCGCCCAGCAUCGUCGAGAACGCCAAGGUGUCCGUCACCCUCGAAUCGCUGCUGGUAUUACUUGCCGAGAGCGAGAUGCUGGACAUCACGCCCUCCCUCCGCUCUGCAGUGCAGGCCGGGAUCGUCGCACGCGCCGACAAGGCGCAGCUCGAGGUGCGCAAGAGCCACACAGAUCGCCUGCUCGAGGAUACCGAGUGGUGCUGGCUGCUUGAAAGUGGGGAGCGGCUGAACUUCUUGGUCGAUGUGGCUCUCUUGCGAAGGAGAGAAACGUUGGGAGAUCUUCCCGAACUACCUGAUGCAGAAUAA
This is a messenger RNA of Penicilliopsis zonata CBS 506.65, 1752 nucleotides long. RefSeq lists its product as hypothetical. The coding region runs from base 1 to 1752 and encodes 583 amino acids. The transcript has 3 exons. The record is from RefSeq and is a predicted model, not a curated record. Lineage: Eukaryota; Fungi; Ascomycota; Eurotiomycetes; Eurotiales; Aspergillaceae.